This is a messenger RNA of Drosophila virilis, 1999 nucleotides long. RefSeq names its product ficolin-1. The record is from RefSeq and is a predicted model, not a curated record. NCBI's taxonomy places the organism in Eukaryota, Metazoa, Arthropoda, Insecta, Diptera, Drosophilidae.
AUGUUAUUUGUGUGUGCAAAUUCUGAGAAUCGCUUCUUUGUACGAAGUGCUAAAUCAGUGUUUAAUGAUAACCUUCGGGCUUACUGAAUUUUUGUUCAUUAUUUUCGCAUUAAUUUUUAAAUCAAAGUAUGUAUUGAAUCUGUAGCUGGUUUUGUUGACCAGCCAAAGUGUUGCCAUUGAAAGUGCUACAACCUGCAGUUGAAUUGGCCAAUUCAGCUUUAGUUGUCAAGUAAAAUGCUGAAUGCAUCAUCAGCGUCUUUAGCACAUUUGCCGCCCGCCCCUCUGGACGGACGAGGGCUCUUUUGUGUUUGCAUUGGGCAUACGCCACGUAGUACAAGUAGCAUCACGUUGCUCUUGCCGCCGCUUGGCAAAAUAUUUGCUUGGGGUUUUUGCGGGCAACAAACAAGACUUUUGAAGAGCUUAGCUAUGCAGCAACAAUGUCCUCCGCCAGCUGUAAGCAUUUGCUGAUGUGCAAUGUGCAGUUGGCAGCCAAGUGGGUAACGCCCCCGGACUCAAUAACAAUUUCACGUUCUAGUACCCAAAGUGCAGCACAAACAUGAAAUCAAAUAAAAUCAAAUAUCGACGGACUAUAAAACUGUGGCAUGCUUUUAAAUAUGGAUCAGUCAGUCUUAGUUGUCUAUCGAAAUGCGAUUGUUAUUAAUAUAACUAUGCUUAUUAUUCAGACAGGGUAUCUCUUAAUUGUAUAAAUUGAUAUGAAUGCAUAUGUAUGGUUUAUAGCAGGGGUACUGUAUUUAACUUAUUCUUAUCAAAUAUAGACAAGACUUUUGGCGAACACGAUCGAACAAUCUAUUUAAACGCAACGCUCAGAAAUUAUUCAUCAGUUAAGGAGAAGUUGCGCUGCGAUGAAGUUCUUCUGGAUUAGCUUGGGCCUCGUGUGCUAUUUUUCACAGGAUUGUCUUGGUGUUUCGGUCCGACGACCAUUUAAUUACGGAUCUACAUCAUAUGAAAUUCCGGAAGAUGAAUCCAAAAGUGCUGCAGAAGUUGUUGUUGGCAGCGCCGCUCAUUCAGAUAUUUUCAGAUUAAAAGAGGAACUAAAUGAGCUGUACGGAAUGGUCGAUGAGUAUAUACAGUCCAAUUAUGAUAACAAUUCUAGUGAGCUGAAACACUUAACGGCGACGGAUAUUAUUAGGAAGCUUAUAGAUACCAACGCGACUCACACUUUGAAUAGUUUGCGUUCGUCAUGCCCACCAUAUAGGAAUGCACAUGGCAUUCAUACGGCCAAUGUUACGGGUCUGCCACCCUUUCAAGUGCUGUGUAAUACAAAUCUAGCCGGUCCGGGCUGGACGGUGAUUGCAUCCCGAACUGUCGGCGAUCUAAACUUCUUUCGCAACUGGCGGCAAUAUAAGCAAGGUUUCGGCAAUCUGACCAAUGAAUUCUUUAUUGGUCUGGAUAAACUACACGCCAUAACUGCCUCACAGCCGCACGAACUCUACAUCUACUUUGAGGACUUCUCGGGCAAUAGGCGUUAUGCACGUUAUGAUGAAUUUUUAAUUGGUACAGAAAGUGAAAAAUAUGCUAUCAAAAAAUUGGGCAGCUAUUCCGGAGAUGCGGGCGAUUCUUUAACACGUCACGCCAAAAAGAAAUUCUCCACACAUGACAAUGACAACGAUGCUAAUUCCGAAAACUGUGCCAUUGAACGUAUGGGUGCUUGGUGGUAUGCUGAUUGUACCGACAGCAAUCUAUUCGGACUCUAUUUGGGUGGCAAAUACCACAGUAAAUUAUUUGCAAAAGGUAUGUUUUGGAUUACGUGGCUAGGCACGGAGUAUUCAUACAAAGUGCUGCAAAUAAUGGUGCGACCAAAAUGUCCCUGCUCCUACUCAGGUUAAUUGGAUUCAAAACACCUUAGCAUAGCAAUAAUAAUGAAUAUAAAUAAACAUAACUCUUUGAUUAUAAAUGUAUGUAUGUAUAUGUGUACGUAUGUAUAUUAUACCUUGCGCACAAACAGAAAAAAAAGAGUUAGGCAUAACCAUUUUCAUAA